AUGCCGGACCAAGAAGGAAAUCCAACUGGAGUGGAAAGAAGUCUGCUGGGUAGAUUGUACCCUUGCCAUCAGAAGAAGACGUGUUUCGCGUACCUGCUCCUGCUGUUCGUCACGCUACUGCUUUAUUCCAUUUGGAGCGAGAAGUAUCAACUCCAUCAGCACUACCAGCGGCUUGCCAGUAAGACCUAUUGGGUCAAUGCGCCUCCUUACCGAGUCCACCCGAAGCACAAAGCCAAACUGGGUUUCACCGAUGCCAAAACCAACGUUGUCCGGUUGACUGGAAGCACUCAGUACCACCUAGCAUAUUCACAGAACUACCACUUCAUCAUGGACGUGGGGCAGGUGUGCGAGGGGCAGGCGCCUUUCUUGGUGCUGAUGGUUCCGGUGGAGCCCGCAAACGUCGCGGCCCGAGACGCCAUCCGCAGCACGUGGGGCAAGGAGAAACUGGUCCAGGGUGAGAAAGUCCUGACCCUUUUCAUGUUGGGCUCGGUCGAGGGGGCCGAUCUGCGGCAGGAGAACGAGCUGCACGGCGACCUGAUCCAGAGCAACUUCAGGGACACUUACGUCAACCUGACCAUCAAGACCAUGGUCAUCAUGGGGUGGCUGGCCGCCCGCUGCCCGAAGGCCGCCUACGCCAUGAAGAUCGACUCGGACAUGUUUCUCAACGUCGAAAACCUGGUGCUGAUGCUGCAGAAGCCGGGCAUUCCCCGAACCAACUACCUGACCGGGAUGCUCAUGUGGAACCAACCCGUCCUCCGCUCAAAGAGCUCCAAGUGGUACGUGCCCGAGGAUUUGUACCCGGAUCCCAGAUACCCCCUGUACGCUCUGGGCAUGGGCUACGUGUUCUCCAACGACCUCCCGCGCAAGUUGGUGGAGAGCUCCAAAAGCAUCAAGCCGUUCAACAUCGAGGACGCUUACGUCGGAAUGUGCAUGAAGAAUCUGGGACUGGCGCCCACGUCGCCGCCUGACCCUUCGCAAUUCCAAACCUACAACGUUCAGUUCGACCCCUGCACGUACUCCAAGAUCAUCACCGCCAUUCUGUCGUCCCCCAGCGAGCUGAUCACUUUCUGGAUGCAGCUCAAGAGGGCGCCUGCACCCGCUUGUUGAAGCACUUGGGAUGUGGGGUGGAGACCGGAGUGCCCGGAGAAAGCCCACGCAGGCACGCGGGGAGAACAUGCAACCCCCACACAGGCUUUUGAACCCCGGUCCUCAGAGCUGUCAGGCCAACGACGCCGUAAUGAAGAUAACUGUGACGUUAUUGUGAUAAGCGCAUAAUAAUAGAGGUUUUGGUCAAAAAUGAGUGCAAAACAAGCAGAUGUGAGAAAUCACGGUCCUCUUGCCUGACUGCACAUUGUAGCACAAUGACUAUUCAUCCAAUAUAUUCACUGAAAAAGAGUUUGAAAAUGGAUCCACUUUUUUUUUUUCCUUAUUUAUUAUUAUUAUUUUUUUUUUAGUCAGGCAUACAUUUCUGCAGCAUUCCUUGUAUUAACACACCAACACUUGAUUGAGUACGAAAUGCGCAGAGUAUUUAUUUUAUUUAUUUUGGGGGUCUGGUACGUGUGUGUUUGUUGUUACAAGGAUUUUCUAACCAUUUCAUUUUAGAAUUUUUUUUCCAGCACUCCCGCGAGCCUUGUGAG
Syngnathoides biaculeatus (alligator pipefish) is the source of this 1637-nucleotide messenger RNA. RefSeq names its product beta-1,3-galactosyltransferase 2-like. The record is from RefSeq and is a predicted model, not a curated record. The transcript is spliced from 2 exons. Bases 1 to 1107 code for a protein of 368 amino acids. Gene Ontology annotation, molecular function: N-acetyl-beta-D-glucosaminide beta-(1,3)-galactosyltransferase activity. Lineage: Eukaryota; Metazoa; Chordata; Actinopteri; Syngnathiformes; Syngnathidae. Gene Ontology annotation, cellular component: membrane.